CAAAAUAUAUAAUUUGUGUGAAGCUUGAAUCCAAGAGAUGGCAACUCGAAGAGCAAGUUGCACACAAUGUGGAAGGCCCGUGCUAGUGUCAAUGGAAGCCUAUUCCAUUCCCAUUGUUAUGUGUUAUGCAUGCCAAGGCAGAAACCAACCAAAUAAUUAUGCUUUUGUGAACAAUGUUGCACCACCCUACGUUAAUCAUCCUGCUGGUGGCUAUGGAUAUGGCUAUGGAUAUGGCUGUGGCUAUGGCUAUGGCUAUGGCUAUGCACCUAGGGCACCUAACCAGUUGCAUUAUCCUCAGCCUUUGCGACUGAGGGCACCACCACCUUCAUUGACACCUCCUUCUGCGCAUGGCAACAAGAAAGCUGUGUUAGUUGGCAUUAGUUAUGCUGAUCAGAUUCACAGCCUUAAAGGCUCUGUCAAUGAUGCUCAGAGCAUGAAAUAUUUUCUCAUUAACAAGAUGGGUUUCCCCAGUGAUUCCAUUCGCGUGCUCACAGAUGAUCCAGAGGAAAAGAACCCAUUGAGGAUCCCAACAAAGUAUAACAUGCGAAUGGCAAUGAGGUGGUUGGUUGAGGGUUGCAGAUCAGGGGACUCGUUGGUGUUUCAUUACUCUGGACAUGGAUCACGGCAAGUAGACACCAACAUGGAUGAGGUUGAUGGAUAUGAUGAAGCAAUAUGCCCCGUUGACUACGAGCACGAGGGCAAGAUAAUUGACGAUGAAAUCAACGCUACAAUUGUUAGGCCUCUCCCUCGUGGUGCCAAACUUCAUGCCCUUGUUGAUACGUGCUUUAGUGGGACAAUUCUUGAUUUACCUUUUAUGUGCAGGGUGAACCGAAAAGGUUAUUAUGGAUGGGAAGAUCAUAGACACCCCAGAUCUGGUUACAAAGGCACAAGAGGAGGGCUAGCAGUUUGCAUUUCAGCUUGUGAUGAUGAUGGAAAUGCAGCGGACACUUCGGCCUUUAGCAGUGAGGAAAGCUCUGGAGCCUUGACUUUCAGUUUCAUCCAAGCCAUGCAAGAUGAACCUAAUUUGACUUAUGGCCAAUUGCUUAAUUCCAUGCGCUCUACAAUCCGUGGAGCUAAAGAAAAAGAAUUUGGCCUAAACGAUCAAGACCAUGCCAUGAACACACGGCAGCAGUAUGCUCAUGAGCCACAACUUUCGUGUUCUGAGAAGUUUGAUAUUUAUUCAAAGCCGAUUGUAAUGUGACACGUAAUUGGUAGAAGCAUUGAAAAAGAAAAAAAAGAAAGAAACCAAGAGGAAUAGGUGAGGUUACAGCUUGUUAAGUCACACAUUCUUGAUAUCCUUUCUCGCGUUACCUGUAAAGCUAUCAGGUAUAGCUUCUACGUCUUUUAGUAUAUUGAUAUAUAUGGUUUAUGGCGUUUGUACCGGUGUUUCCAAACACACCGUUAGUCUUGUUGGCAGAAAAUGAAUAAUGUCAAGUUGGAAAGAGACAAAUAAAGGAAUGAUGAAGAGGUUUGGCUUCUAA
Cajanus cajan (pigeon pea) is the source of this 1481-nucleotide messenger RNA. Its product is annotated as metacaspase-1. NCBI's taxonomy places the organism in Eukaryota, Viridiplantae, Streptophyta, Magnoliopsida, Fabales, Fabaceae. Gene Ontology annotation, molecular function: cysteine-type endopeptidase activity. Gene Ontology annotation, biological process: proteolysis. Gene Ontology annotation, cellular component: cytoplasm. The record is from RefSeq and is a predicted model, not a curated record.